UCCCCGGUGUGUGGGUCUGUGACAGGGUCCAACGGGGCCUGGUCAGUGUCCGGCACCCCAAGUCUCCCGUCCCUGCCCCCAGGGUGAAUCCGGACGCUCCCGGGGCUCGCGGUGAGACGAAGGCAGUGGUCGCAGGGGAAGGGGUGGUGUCCGUGUCGCUGCGGCCCGCGGGGUCCCCAGGCCCGCCCGGAGCAGGGCGCCGGGACGCGCCGGCCCCGACUCCGCUUCCCCGGGGACCCCACCCCCCAGCGGGCCCUGCGUCGGGGGAGGAAAAGGGCUGCGGUUCUGGUUCUGUGACAGCGCCCGGCUCAAGCACUUCAAAGCUCUGCCCCACAGCGCUGGCAUCAGCUAAAGUCAGAAUUCCCAGGAACUUGAACAGAGGCUGCCAAGUUCCCAAUAAUUGCUACUCCGGCCUUUUAGAGACCAACUCUAAGAGAAAGAAGGGAAGACUCCAGCAGUGCUUCCUCAUUCUCAUUCAAAACCUGCUUCCUGCUGACUCUGCAAAUAGGAUACAGAGACCUGAGCUUCUAGCCCGACCCAUGGAAACUCAGGCUGAUCAAGUAUCUCAGGAACCUCAGGCCCUGCUUGAGAGUGCUCUUCCUUCCUCAAAAGUUCCUGCAUUUUCCAACAAGGACAGUCUGGGGGAUGAGAUGUUGGCAGCCGCACUCCUAAAGGCCAAGGCCCAGGAGUUGGUGACCUUUGAGGACGUGGCCGUGUACUUCAUCCGGAAGGAGUGGAAGCGUUUGGAACCUGCUCAGAGGGACCUCUAUAGGGAUGUGAUGCUGGAGAAUUAUGGGAACGUGUUCUCGCUGGAUGGUGAGACCAGAACUGAGCACGAUCCAGAAAUUUCUGAAGAUACAGGAUCACAUGGGGUGCUGUUGGGAAGAUUCCAGAAGGAUAUUUCUCAGGGUCUUAAGUUUGAAGAAGCUUUUGAACAAGAAGUCAGCCUAAAGAGGCAGCUGGGGAGCUCCUCUGGAAAGAGACUGAAUAGGAAGAUACAGGAUUUGGGUCAAGUGGCCGUUGAGGAAAAGCGAACCCCCAUGGGAGGGAGAAGUGAGAAAUACAGCAGUCUGGGGAACAGCUUCACUGUGGGUUCCAGCCUUAUCUCCCAGCAGAGACUUCCUGUGGGGGACAGACCCCACAAGUGUGAUGAAUGUAGCAAGAGCUUUAAUCGAACUUCAGACCUUAUUCAGCAUCAGAGGAUCCAUACCGGGGAGAAGCCCUAUGAAUGUAGUGAGUGUGGGAAGGCCUUCAGCCAGAGCUCACAUCUCAUUCAGCAUCAGAGGAUCCACACUGGGGAGAAGCCUUACGAAUGUAGUGACUGUGGGAAGACCUUCAGCUGCAGUUCUGCUCUCAUCCUCCACCGGAGGAUCCACACCGGAGAGAAACCCUAUGAAUGUAACGAGUGCGGGAAAACCUUUAGCUGGAGCUCCACCCUCACUCACCACCAGAGAAUCCACACUGGUGAGAAACCGUAUGCUUGUAAUGAGUGUGGGAAGGCCUUCAGCAGGAGCUCCACCCUCAUUCAUCACCAGAGAAUCCACACUGGAGAGAAGCCCUAUGAAUGUAAUGAGUGUGGGAAGGCCUUCAGCCAGAGCUCACACCUCUAUCAGCACCAGAGGAUCCACACUGGAGAGAAGCCCUAUGAAUGUAUGGAAUGUGGAGGGAAGUUUACCUAUAGCUCAGGCCUUAUUCAGCAUCAAAGAAUCCACACAGGGGAGAACCCCUAUGAAUGUAGUGAGUGUGGGAAAGCCUUUAGGUACAGCUCAGCUCUUGUUCGCCACCAGAGAAUUCACACUGGAGAGAAGCCUUUGAAUGUAAUGGGAGUGAGCAAAAGUUCUCUCCGAGUUACUGCUGAAUUAAAUAUCAGAGAGUCUACGUGAAGGACAGCCACACACCUGUUUUCCUCACUUCCUCUGAGUCUCAAGAGUUCCUGCCUUACUAUCUUAAGUAUGAACAACUUAGGAUAUGUCCCUUCCGACUCCAACCUUUCACCUUAGAGAAUGGGGCAUUUGGGGCAAAUCGUCCUGGCACAGUGAUUAGCAACCUAGUCAGUUUCCCAGGGAAUGAUACCAGCCUUGAAAAAUUAGGGUGCAAGCAACAGAUUAAGUGCUGGGAGUAGAGGGGAGCUCUGGGACCAGUCUCCUUCCAUUUGGGAAGGGAGUUUGCACUAGACCAUUUUUCUCACACCAGAGGAGCCUUUCUUUCCACGAUGGGGAUGGAAGCACAGUAGGAAUAAAAUUCCAAGGAUUCCUCUAGUUGGGGUCAGCAAAGCACAGAAGAAAGUGGAAAGAAUGUUCUGGGUUGUGUUUUUGCUAGGAAGGGGAAAUGGAGGCUGUAUUUUAAAGCCACUGCUUCUAAUCUAGCUUUAAAUUUUGAUAAGGAAUGUGCUAUUUUGUUUCAUAACUUCCUUAAUUAUGGAAAUCUGGUGCUGGGGAAUUUAUUUUGUUGGGCAUGGGGGAGGACCCUAAGAGAGGUUUUCCAUAGUGACUGUAUCCUUCAGGGCUGUUGGAGCAGCAAGACCAAGUUUCCAAAGAGCAGUCUGAUAAUUUUGGUGGAGAACCCACACUUCCCUUUUUUGACAGUAAGUCUGACAUGAGGGAAAGGAUCAAAGGCAUUUAGCACUGGGCUCUCUUUCCUCCCCUCCUCUCUCCCUCUUCCUCGUGCUACUCCUGUGAUGGAAAGUGAUUUAAUCUGACCCCCCUAGCUGUUAAGGAUGCUUUUAGGAGCUCGCUCAGCCAGCUUGCCCUGCCCUCUGAUAUCUGUGACCUAUGACAUUGGCCCCAGCCCAGCCUCUCCCGACCCCACCUCUGACUUCAACAGCCAAGUGUGAAUGCUGAGAGCAUAGUCCAGAGGAGGAAGCUUGGGCCUGAGCCUGGCAGCAGGGUCCCUUGCUGGGGUAGGAUGGAGCGCCCCAAGUUUUCCCAGCAGAAGGGAUGACCUUUCAUUAUAUUUUCCCAAUCCUGCUCAUCCUGUAGCAUAAAUGAAAUGCACUAUUAAACAGAAUAGUUUUUCAGAAGGACAGAUGGAGUGUUUGUGCAGGGGCCAGAUUUAUUUCAGUUUAAACAAGAAACAGUGACUAUAAAUAGAAUCUUUAAAAAUUAAUCUUUAAAACUUUACAGACAACCGUUUCCCUUCUAGUCUUGAACCUGUAACCUCUCUCCCUCGACUCCAUCCUUUCCUCUGCACACUGCACACUGCCACAGACUAUCUUGUCUACACAGCCACUUACACGUCCAUGCCCACCUUUAGGAUUUGAUGUGUGGCAUGUCCUUCUGUGUGGUAUGACACUUAACACCAGCAACCAAAACCAGAAAAGCGUUCCUGAGUAUGGGGUCCUUGACAAGCGCCUACCUGGAUGUUGGGUAACAACGGGCAUAUUGAGGGCCUUCCCUGGCGGUCCAGUGGUUGGGACUCGGCAUUCUUACUGCUUGGACCCUGGGUUCCAUCCCUGGUCGGGGAACUAAAAUCCCACAAACCUUGUGGCAUGGCCAUAACCACACCACACCACACCACAACAGGCAUAUUGAGAUUUCUUGGUUUGGCUCUUGGUGGGAGGUUACAGUCGUGGAGAGGCUGCAAUGCAAGUCUGAUGGAAAAGAUGAGCAAUGUCUGGAACUCUGGCCUCUGAAAAAUUCUGGAUCAUAUAUUGUGAUUGACUACCUAAUAUGUUUUUAAUCUCUUAAAACUACCAUGAAACUCAUCAUUUUUGGCUCUUCUUUGACACCCACCACCAACUUGAGAUUGACUUUGUUUCUCCAAGUGUAGACCGUGAACUCUUAUGGCAGGGUCACUAGGCUGCUUGUUGGUAAUGCAGGUGUUUGAGCCCCAAGUCAGACCUAUAAAGUAUAAUCCCUGAGGCUAGAGCCUAAACAUUUACACUGAAAAGAAACAGUGAUGAAAUGGAGAAAAUUUCUAGGAGAUAAACUUGAGCCAGGCCUUAUAAGACCUGUGUGGUAAAGUAGAGGAGGUCCCAGGCAGGACAGUUUGGGGCGGGCCUGUGCCUGGCUACUCAUGUGCAGGCUCAGUUAUGAAGUUCCAGGAAAGACCCCUGAACAGGCAGAACUGCUGGGUGAUGGGCUGUCACUGCACGGGAGGGCUCAGCCCCUUCUGACCCCACCCCUAGAAGACUUCAUGACUGUCACUCCUCAGAGCAUCUCAGGGGGACCUGAGACUAAGGGCCAUUGCAUAAAAAAUGUUUUUAAAAAAUAUAUCUUUGUAACAGCUAUGACAUCUGAUUCACUUGAUUCUCCUGUGUUUCCUCUUAGCUCCUAACUGAGCAUUCCUUACUGUUCAGUCAUGGUAUCAAUGGUCUCUAUGCCGUUAUCCUUGGAACCCAUUUACUCCCAUUGCCUCAGCUGUUAACCUCUAUUAAAUUAAGUUUUAAAUCUGCACAUGGGGUACUGAUCUCUCCCAAGCUUCAGUCUCGGGUCUGUAGCAGACUGUGGGGCAUUUACACUUGGGCCUCUUAAAAGUUUCAAAUUAUUUGCUUCAAAUACAUUUUUCCCCCAUAAACUGCCCCAGGUUUUCUGUAAAGCUCUCCUGGUCAAAACUUAUGAGUUUUCUUUAAUUAUUCUCAUCUUCCUACAUCUGACCAGUGUCAGGUCCUGGGCACGUUGCGUAAGCAGGGGGCGGAAAGACAGAUUGUUGUCAGAGGGGAAGGUUUCAGAGUUGAGGUCAUGGAGAAGUGGGAUUUCCCAGGUGAAGGUAGUAAUAGCAGUGGACUCCUGGCCGUUUCCCAAGUGGUGUUCUUAUAUUAAAUAUCAUUUAAUCCUCACAACAGCCUGUGUGUGAGGCAGGUGUUAGUAGUAACCCUGUCUACAGAAGAGAAAACAACUAAAUUUGCCCAGGGCAUAGCCUGCCUGGAUGCCUUGGAUGUGAGGUGAGGAGGCCCUGUGAAGAGUAAACCUCAUCCAGGCAAUUGCCUUGACCUGUCAAUUAUAAGUCUACCAUCUUCCUAGUUCCUCUUCUGUGUUUCCAUUGCCGCAAACCCUAGAGUUCAGGUCCUUAUGACUUCUCUGGAUUAUAUAAACAGUCUCCUAAUGGGUUAGUAUAUUUAUUUUCUCUCCAGUUAAUCUCCCCAAAGUGCUAUACCCAUCUUGUCAUUCCUUUACCAAAAAGUUUCAGUGUCUUCCUUCUUAAAAUUCAACCUCCUUAGCCAUAUAGUCAAGACUUUCCUUCAGCUGGUGUCUACAUAUCUCUACAGCCUUCUCCCUUACUGCUCUUCACACAUCUGAAAACCAGAUGAGUAGUAGCUAGAUUUUAUUCAGAACUAUUAUAGGGGAAAAGAUACCUCAGUGUAGAACCAGGCUCAGUUUGGAAUACCACAUGGCCACAUGGGAAUUUAUAGCU
Molecule: messenger RNA, 5352 nt
Organism: Hippopotamus amphibius kiboko
Lineage: Eukaryota; Metazoa; Chordata; Mammalia; Artiodactyla; Hippopotamidae
Gene: ZNF3
Product: zinc finger protein 3
Exons: 6
Coding region: 540-1883 (447 amino acids)
Biological process (GO): regulation of immune system process; regulation of cytokine production; negative regulation of transcription by RNA polymerase II
Source: RefSeq, a predicted model, not a curated record